AUGCAAAACAGUGUACACACAAUGUCGCGUUAUCGCGAGUGGGAUUUAUCAUGCAAAGUGUACGUCGGUGAUUUAGGCAGCAGUGCUAGCAAGCAUGAGAUUGAGAAUGCAUUCAGUAAAUACGGACCUCUUAGGAAUGUUUGGGUGGCUAGGAAUCCACCGGGCUUCGCCUUUCAAAGACAAAACUGUACUCAAAAUUGCUCAGCUCUGCAGAUUCUUAAAAGCCCGCCAUCAUUUUGGAGUACAGGAUGUCGCAAUCUGGAGGACAGCUGUUGUGACUAUUAA
Molecule: messenger RNA, 285 nt
Organism: Cotesia congregata
Lineage: Eukaryota; Metazoa; Arthropoda; Insecta; Hymenoptera; Braconidae
Source: the annotation of a GenBank genome assembly